UUUUUUCCCUUCCAAGUUACGGCGGCCUGUGGCUGUCAGUCUGUGUUUGAAUUCAUUCAUCCGCCUAUUUCUCUAUAUCGCCGAUACUAUUUAUACAAGCGAAAGUUGCAGAUUUCGAAGCCGGCGACAGACUAGGGUUUCAUUUUGCUUGGAAUAACAUUGUUGCUGUUUCUCCCAAUCGCUUCACGAUGAUCUACGACGUCAACUCUCCUCUGUUCCGCUCUUUCCUCAGCCAGAAGGGAGGAGGAGCCUACGACAAAAGAAAAACUGAGGAGCAGAAGCCAAAAGAGCAGAGAUUCAAGGCAAACGAGAACAAGCCUGUCAUGACAGAGUAAUAACAACAUGAAUAUGUAGGUUCUAGGUCAUAUUGUAGUCAAGUUUGAAUUUCUUCAAUGGACCCAGUUUUCGUAUUCCUUGUAUGUUAGAACAUUCUGCAACUGGAGCCUUUGUGUUUGCAAUGACAAUGAGUCGAUCUUCCAAGACCUUUCUUAUUUGAAACCUAAAGGCAUGAUAUAAUCUAAGCACCUCUUUCUUUUAUGAUUCA
Molecule: messenger RNA, 544 nt
Organism: Benincasa hispida (wax gourd)
Lineage: Eukaryota; Viridiplantae; Streptophyta; Magnoliopsida; Cucurbitales; Cucurbitaceae
Product: wound-induced basic protein-like
Source: RefSeq, a predicted model, not a curated record